AGUGGUGGGUAGUAAAUGAUUGUCAGUACCUGGAGACAAGGAGUCAACUGUUUAGAGGUUAAAUUUGUGUCCUUAAGAAGUGGGAGUGUACCGAGCAGACUUUUUCGGCACACUUGUGCUGCCCUAAAACAGCUGGCGCAAGAGAGAGAGAGAAAGAGAGAGAAAUGAGGGAAGAGUUGAGAAGAUCAGAACUGAAAGCAAAGCAGAAACUAGAACAAGAUGGCAUUUGACUGGUGGCCUCCUUGUAACUAAAUAUGAUUUUAUUUUACUUAAAAUUAGUUUUUAAAGGGUACAUAUGGCUGUUAUGGGAGUCAGACCUCGGAACAUAAGACACCAUAAUGCUCCAAUGACUCUCUGAUUUGACAAUGGAGGGAGUAGUCGUAUCUGAGGAUGCUGAACCCCUGCCUGUUGCCUUCAAAAACACUGAUGCCCACCACGGGGAGAGAUUGGAACUCCAGCUGCCAGAAGAUGGCUGUCCUUCCAGCACCAGCCCAGAACUUGGCUCCCCUUCUUCCACCUCAUUGCCUCCUAAUCAGCAAGCCCAUGGUUCUGCAGUAUCAGCACUCCAGUCCAAGGUCAAGGCUCUCUCCAAACACAAAGUUGUUUUGAAAGAACCUGGAAACAAGAGUCAGGACAAGAGGAAGGUUCCAGGGACCUUCAUGUUGGGAUACACUCUCACUGACGCUUGGGGCUCCAGCAGCAGUGAUGAGGAUACAGAACCUUGCAAAUCUCUGAUGUUCCUCUUAGGAGAACCCAAGACUCAGGUAGACUUUGUAGAGAGAGGAGAUCUUGUAGAUUAUGAUCCCAUCUAUUCUGCAGCCAUGCUGGCAAUUCCCUGUGGCCUUGGAGAAGAAGCAAGCUUGGAAAACCUCUCGAGUGAUGUCUGUAGUACUCAAGAUAAGGCUUUCCCAUCCGAUAAACCAUGGAUGCCACCUAAGUGCUUCUGUAAAUCCAUUAGGCCAGAGAUGCCGCUUUCAAAUGGGGAAGUUUCCGUGGUGAAAGACAGACCAGUUGGAGGAAUCUUACCUUGGUCCAUUGGCUCCAAAAUAGGCCACAAGUUUCAAAGGGAACUGCAAAGGUCUGACAGCCUAGAGAGCCACCUAUGCAGGUACAAUCAAAUUGAGGUAGGACCAGCCAUGCUGCAAAGCGGACUCUGGCGGGCCGACAGCUUGGAGAGCGUGUGCAGCAAUGGUAGCUCACUGUCUUUGGCUGAGAGGGUAGAGAUGAACCGCAGCCUUCUCAAACAGAUGCUGCAAAAAGCCCAGAACAAAAACGCAGAGGGUGGUCAGGUGCCGAACUCAGAGCAGAUGCUAGAUAACCCAACACACUUUGGAGGAAGAGGUAUCUGUGGCCUGAAUGACAGUGAUUGGGAUUCUGGGAUAUCCCUCCAAGGUAGUGAACCAAGCCAAAGGGCCUUUGUGUUGGGCAAUGACCUUCCGCUAAGCCCUCGCCAUGAGCAGGCCAAACGACUGCUGGAGAGAGCGCGUAUGAAGGCCCGGUCCAACCCUCUCAAAGCCGACCACACCAUCCUACCCGUCCAGAGGGACAACCCGGAGUUGCUCUCCUGGGUUGGUGUACCCUUACACCAGGCUCCUCUUGCAGGGAAGGAAGGCGUGGCGGUGGUCUCGGGAAACCUCAGUGACUCUUCUAGUGGCGACUCUGCAGGUGGAACCCGGCAUAGACACGGUCAGUCCCCUACGCGUGUGCGAUUCGAAGACGAAUCGGAGAAAGAUGCUGAAGUGCGCUACCUGGAACGACUACGUCAGCGUUGCAGAGCUGGAGAAAGAGCACAAGGCCUGUUGGUGUCCAAACCCACCUUGUCCUCGUACAUCAAUGGACAUACAGAGAUGGGACAUGGCUCAAGUGAUUCGAUAUUCUGGAAGGCAAAAGCCAAAAGGAGCUUAGCGAAUGGCAAUGGCCAUUACAAAGGUCCGGUACCAGAGGCGGCAAGUAGACAGUGUGAUUUUUGCGGGCCCUUUUUUAAUGAGGGCCACGGGCCUAGUCUGAUCUUGAACUCUCUGUCUUUACCGCAAGCAAAUGGUGAAGUCGAAGGUAAGAAAAUACCUUGCUGGGUGGCUCCCACACUUCCCAAUCGCCUUGUCCGCAUCGAACAGGUUAAGGAGACUUACACUGGGACAGCGAGUUCUGUAAUUGUCCAGAGCGAUGGAACACAUUGCAGCCCUGAGAUCAGUGCAGAUAACUUGAGCACAAGAGGAACAUUCCAGAAGCUGAAAAAUAAGGUGAGGAAACUACAAAACAAGCAGGAACCCUUGUACGUCAAUGGUGUCAUAGCUCCAACACCUCCAAACUGCAACAAAUUCACACCUAAUGGAACUCAGAUGUGUCUGUCAAACGGAAUAGCAACACUGCCACUCAACCCCUAUGCCACAGAUCCACCUGGACCAAUGAGGAUAACGGACACAUGUAGCCCUUCAUCCUGCAGCAAAGGCUCUGUGGCUCCUCCCUUGCCUCCAAAAGGAGAGCCCCCCAGUUCCCACCUUCCCCAGCUGACGACUCCACCUCUACAGCCUAAAAAAUCAGCUCUGAAAUCCAGCUCCAAGAACCGUUCAAGUGGUCAGCGGACAGUCACACUCAUGUCCUCACCAGAGUACCAUGUGGUGCAUCUGCACUCCUCAGAGGCAGUGGGCACUGUGGAGAGUUGUUCGCAUGAACAUCCUUCUGCUGGGUUGGGUAGCUGGGAGGACAGAUCUGUGUUGGCGACUCCUGGUCCCCUUGGGCCCUUAUCUAGAAUGAGCCCAGUUAAUUGUGAUCGAAACUUACCCUUUCAGGGAGAAGAAAGGUCUCAAACAGCAGAUAUGGAACAGCUUCAGGCUACAGGACAGAUGGGAUCUGAUGCAUUAUCCAGCAGUGCUGAUUCAACCCAAACUCGUCUGAAUGAUGGACACAUCAGAGGGCCAAUCAGACCAGUCCAUCAAAGGGAGAACAGCCCACAAUUGGGGACAGACGCAGAGCAGCGAGAAGGACGACCCAAACUCUCCUUACGGCGGUUCUUCUCCGCCAUGGGACUGAACAGUACGGGUCUGCUGGGGAAGGGACGAUCCAGCAGCAUGGACCAGCUCAGCCCGCACCCUAAACCCAACUCAAACCCAAGCCCAAUCUCACCCUCACCCUCAACAUCCCCAAGCCCCACAAACAAACACCACCACCAGCUGAAGAAAGCUCCCUCACUGCAGACCCUACAACUGGGUUCUCCAUUUCUCCAACUGAGGAGAUCAUCGUCGGCUCAAAACCUUCAAAUUCCCAGGAAGAAAGACCGUUCAUCUGCAUAUACACAAGGAGAUCUGCCCUGUAGCCCUGUACUGUCCAGGAGUCUCCAGCGUGCCUUGAGUGUAGAGGAUGUGGGCCGGCCAAGUGCAGUCCGCCCGGUGGGACGUGUAGCUCAGGCCUUCCCUGAUGGGACCAUCUUGCUGGAGCUCUCCAGACCUCCCAACGGCCCCUUCGGCUUCCUCAUCUCACGAGGCAAAGGCAGACCAGACUCAGGGGUGUACGUUGAAGAAAUGGGCGACAGCAAUACUGAAAAGCUCUACACGGGUUUACUUGGAGUUGGGGAUGAGAUUCUGGAGGUGAACGGCGAAAAGGUUGCAGGACUCAGUAUGGACCUGGUGACCCGUUUAAUGACUCAAAACAGCACCGCUUCUAUCCGUGUGCUCCGGCACCAACAGCUCCAGCGCUAAUUAUGAAGAGCGCAAACUUUGCGAGAGCGACCUGUUCUACUGAGUUUGUACUGACUUAGAAUGAUCUGUUUGGGUGAUAUCUAGUUGAUAUCUGAUUGAUUACUGUCAAGACUAUCACAGCUGAAGUCAAUGUUAUGUUUUGCUGCUCUUUUGAGCUUAGAUGGUCAGAACAAAACAAAAGUUUGUGCACUUUUAAGCAAUGAUGGAAAGCAAAGUGACGUUCCUUUACGCUGUUCCUUUACAGCAGUGGUUCUCAACCUUUUUGACUCCAAGGCCCCCCCAUUGUCGGAGAAAAUAUUCGAAGGCCCCCCAUUUAGGCUAUCAGAUAUUUAUAUUAUAAGAUAUAUCUAUUAUAAGAUAUUUCCUUAAAACUUGUGAAUCCAGAAAUGUCUAGAACUGUAUAUUCUUCAUAAAAAGCAAGCUGUUGAAGGGAGUAUUACAUUUUUAGCAUUUUCAGUAAGUUGAAUUAUAAUAAUUAUAUAAAAAAUUAUAAUAAUCUAUUAUAUUUUAAAUAAUUGUACGAGAUCUUGAGGCCCCCCUGGAAGUGUGCUGAGGUCCCCUAGUGGGUCCCGACCCCCUGGUUGAGAACCACUGCUUUACAGCACUGUGCAAUAAUGCAUUAAGCUCAAUAAUGCAAGUUAAGCUCAAUCAACAGCAUUUGUGGCAUAAUGUUGAUUACUACAAAAAAUUAUUGACUCGUCCCUCGUUUAUAAAAAAAAAAAAAAAAAAAAAAAAUUGCGGUUACAAUUAGGCACUUGCAAUAAAAGUGAAUUCAACCUUUAAGCUUACGUUAUUAUGGCAAAUAUACAGUGAGUUUUCUAUGGUACCUCAAAAAGACCCACAUUUUUUACAACCAGAAUGCUUCUAUUGAAUUUAUAUUAUUUUAUUUCAAUAUUAUAUUGCUGUGGUACAAUUAAAUGAAUGAAGGCCAAGCGUACUUCAAGUACUAAAGGUACAUUAACUAUGAAAAGAUUAUGAAGAACUGAAGUAUUAUUGUAAAGGACAAUGUCAAUGCAUCUAGGCUUAAAGGUGUAUGCCAAAAAGACCAACGAAAGAUUAAUGGUCUAUAACAUUUCAUAACAUUUUUUUUUCCAUUUCAUUCAGAGCCACAGUUGCUUUUGCAUUCAGACUGCAAAAUGUCUUCUCCAUGCUGCUGACAAAUACACAGAACUAUAUUGUGCUCAAUGCAAAAUGGUUUAAAUAUUCUCUUUAAAAUGCUCACCAGCAUAGAGCUCAACACUCAAGCUGUAAUCGCAUUGAUCUUGAACUCCAAAUGCUCUUUAGCAAAUUGAUUCAAUAUCUCUCCAUGAGCCAGCAUAUUGUAAUGCCUCUGCAGUGCAAUCCAACACCAUUGGUGUGCUGUCCUUAAGGAUAUCAGUAUUACGGUACAUGCAACACGAAAAGCUACCAACCUAAUGUAUUUUGUUACAUUUAUUUAUGUGCUCCUAUAAACUGGCUUUUGUGGGAUAGCUUUGCUUUUUUCAUUCUAAAAUUUGUGUGCUGGAAGAUCUACAUUUAAAUAUGAAAUAACCUUGUAUGUUGUUUGUUUUACAAUUGAGCAAUAUUCUUUGUUAUGAAUACAGUCAGGACUGAGGGCAUUGUUAUGCCAUGUCCACACUAAUUUGUAUCGAUUUUGCUUUUUUUAUGCCUCUUAUCCACACUGGAACGGUGUUUUCCGGUAACCCCCUCAAUAAUAAUAAUCAAAACAAGCAAGUACAACCCCCUCCAAUAUUUAUACCAUGAUCAAUGGAAACAUGUAAAUGCUUCACGCUGCAACCCCCCCAGUGUUCAAGCCAAAUCUACGCCCUUGCCAUAACUGCAUACUUUGGAAAAUGAAGACAUUAGGAAACAAAUAAAAACGUUUUAAACGUUUAAAACGGGUUCGUGUGGAUGUGACCUUAGGCACAACGUGCAGCCAUCGCAAUCACCUUGAAAAUAUUCCGCAUAUAGCACUGCCUGAUUGCUUUUAGAAAAUGGUUUCUACAUAGUAAAAAUAUUAAGGACACAACAUUAUUGAUUUUUUAUUUUUUUUAAUUUAUUUUUUUAUUAAUGACAUUUUA
Molecule: messenger RNA, 5755 nt
Organism: Myxocyprinus asiaticus (Chinese sucker)
Lineage: Eukaryota; Metazoa; Chordata; Actinopteri; Cypriniformes; Catostomidae
Exons: 10
Coding region: 366-3695 (1109 amino acids)
Biological process (GO): establishment or maintenance of cell polarity; regulation of cellular localization; centrosome cycle
Cellular component (GO): cell cortex; apical plasma membrane; nucleus
Molecular function (GO): protein kinase C binding
Source: RefSeq, a predicted model, not a curated record